AUGGGAACAUACAGAAUAGCUGCUCCUGGCAUUGAAAGAAUAUUCUAUGGCACAGCAGAUGAUCCCGACAUUGCAGCUCACUUGACACAUGGCAAAGUGUUACAUUCUCCAUUCACUGUAAGAUUGUGACUUGUAGCGUCAUUGAUAAAUCCACUCCCUUUAACUAAUUUUCAACAAAUAAUGCAAGACAAAAAAGAAGCAAUCUACUUGAGAAACCAUGAAGCACCCUUGGGCAGAUCACAUGAUCAGUCUCCUAUGUUACCUAAGGGCUUGGAUAUAAUUAAUACUACAUUUGGAUCAAAAGUCAUCAAAGAUGUAUCAGCUGGAGAGCUUAUAAAUCCACCAAAAAUUUCUGAGGAAGUGGAUAAAGAAUCCAGAGAAGGACAUGAUCUGUACAUUGUUUCACACCAUGGUUAUUAUGCGGAUACGUUCAAAGGGGAAGCAAUAAAUAGAAAGUAUGACUCGCCAAACUUCAGCAAGUCUUUUGCUUAUGGAAUAGAAACCCCUCACUUUACAGAUGGACGUAAUGUAUCUAAAUCCUUAAAUUGGCUCUGUGAUCUGCAAUCGAAGAAAGCAGCAAAAAGUGUAUCAAAACAAAGUGAUGAUUUCAAGGAAAAAUUUCAACCUCAGCUUGGAAAAGUCCUUGAUCCUAUAGCAGAAACUAUGAAUGUUCCCCCAGACCAUACAUUUGGAACGUUACUCCAUCCAGAUGAACAUGGAGCUGGUGAUCUUAUUCACUGCCGGAUUCCGUGUCAGUUCCUCCGUGGUAAAGACAGAGAGAGAGCUGUCUUGGCUGCAGUUCAUCAAAGUUUGAAGAAAGCUAACUAUGAGAAUUAUGACAUGUUACUAGAAGCAUUCAGGCAUUUUGAUAAGAAUGGUGAUGGAAAGAUAGACAAGGAUGACCUGCAAAAGUCCUAUUUUCAGCUUAAUAUGAAUCUAGAUGAUGAGCUCCUGGAUUCCUUGUUUGACUAUUGUGAUUUGGAUAAAGAUAGUUUGAUUGUUUAUCUGGAGUUUGUAAAUUUUCUGAACUGGAAAGACAAAAUGGCUGUUAAAGAGUUUGAAGAAAAAAUAAUAACAAAAGGUAGAUGACUUAAUACUGGGAAAUUUCCUUGCCUGCCACCAACAGAGCCUCAGAUACAAAUGUACACAACGACAAAUGACGAGCAACUGAUAAAGCAGGAAGAUCUUGUAUUAAUAGAAGCAGGAAGUUCAGAAAAGACACCAAAAACGCUUACAAGACCGACAGAUCGUGUAUUUGCAAAUUAUCAGACAACUUCUUCUCAGUAUAAUGCUGUAGUAGGUGGUCUCCCAACAACCCGUUAUCGAGUGUGUGGUGUUCCAACUAUUCGUUCAGAUAUUCCUGCUCCUCAAAUUCGCCGCAUCAGUGACACAACUAAUUAUGGUGAUGAGGCCUUAUUGUUCCCUUCUGUCUUCAGUCAAAAGGGAGUGUAUGAAAAAGACUUUUUUAAAACAAGACCAAAGGCAGAGAUUGCACAGAUUCUCCGCAACAUUGGUGUGAACAUUUCAGAUGAAAGGUUUGAAGAGAUAUGGAAGCAAGCCUGUAUGAAACAUCAGAAAGAAGAGGUUUGUGUAGAAUGCAUCAAGAAUGUACUGGAUGAGAUACAUGGAUCACACACAAAAAACAGUUGCUAA
This is a messenger RNA of Mesitornis unicolor (brown roatelo), 1653 nucleotides long. RefSeq names its product EF-hand domain family, member B (gene EFHB). The record is from RefSeq and is a predicted model, not a curated record. NCBI's taxonomy places the organism in Eukaryota, Metazoa, Chordata, Aves, Mesitornithiformes, Mesitornithidae. The transcript is spliced from 13 exons. Gene Ontology annotation, molecular function: calcium ion binding.